This is a messenger RNA of Haliotis rubra (blacklip abalone), 1907 nucleotides long. Its product is annotated as caspase-3-like. The transcript is spliced from 6 exons. Lineage: Eukaryota; Metazoa; Mollusca; Gastropoda; Lepetellida; Haliotidae. Gene Ontology annotation, molecular function: cysteine-type endopeptidase activity. Gene Ontology annotation, biological process: proteolysis. Bases 1 to 975 code for a protein of 324 amino acids. The record is from RefSeq and is a predicted model, not a curated record.
AUGGGCAGCGAAGGACCUGCUGUGCAAUCGCUUGAAGCCUACAUCAAGGAAUACAAGGAAAAAUAUGAACCUGGGGAAAGAGCAAAAACACUGCCUGAACAUAAGCUUAUUAAGCCCGAUGAGGAUGCCUUUGAGGAGAAAUACAACUUUGAAAACCAAAUCACAGGGUUAGCCGUCAUCAUCUGGAAUGAAAACUUUGUUAAAGAAGAAGACAGGAGAAUCGGAGCAGAUGUCGAUGUCAAUAAUUUGAAAGAAAUCUUCGAAGGUCUCGACUUCGAGGUUAGAAUUAAGAAAGAUCUUAAAGGUGUCGAGAUGGAGGAAUUCCUACAAAAGGUAUCGAUCACUUCAAAAUGUACGAAAAUAUUCCCGCUGCAGUUUGACCACAGAAACGCUGACUGUUUCGUGUGUGCAAUCAUGUCCCAUGGAGGCGAAGAACUGCAGGACAGUAUGAGAUACGACACAAUUUAUGGCACAGACGGGAAUGCAGUUCGGACGAGUCAUUUCCUGAGUAUCUUCAACGACGAAUGCUGCCCGGAAUUAGGCGGAAAACCUAAGCUCUUCUUUGUACAGGCUUGUCGAGGAACGAUCAAUGAUUUUGGCGUGUCCAUUGAAGUUCAGACAUCGAGGCAAGACAGGUCUGAGAAUGAGGAUCAAGGGGAGACGAAUCAGGUGGAUUCAAGCGGAGAAAUGAAUGCGAUGAGAUAUGAAGUCUCCCCUGCACAAAUCUACAAGGAUUUUCUUCUGAUGUAUGCCGCCCCUCCUGGGCACUAUGCAAUCCGGAAUACAACGAAUGGAUCGUGGAUGGUGCAAUGUCUCCAUAAAGAGAUGAAACCCGGAGCUGUCCUUCAUCACUCACUUACACGAGUGAGCCAUAACAUGUCACAGAAGGAAACCGAAACUAUUCCACCUAAAAAAUGCGUUCCUUGUAUCAUGUCAAAUCUACCCAAGACUGUUAGAUUUACACACAAAAAAUAAUGUGUCCUAAUUAUCAUAAUUUCAAGAGAAAAAAUAACAAAAUCGUCAGACAUUUCUGAAUCCCUUGUUCCAUCCUGACUUAACUGAGAAUGUGUUGAUGAAACACAAUAGAAAAAUAAGACAACAGGUGUUCGCAAAAACAGGUCUUCACCUUUCCAGAUGGGUACAAUGUGUGGGUGAAUUUCUGGUGUUCCCUACCGUGAUAAUGCUGGAAUAUUGCUAAAAGCGGCAUACAACCUUACUCACGCACUCACUCACUCACUCGUAUUGUAAUUAGUUAUCAUGUUAUGGACAUUUAAGGGUCCACAUUGGGGAAGUCGUCCAAGAUGCAGCAUCGCUGCGUAGUUGCGUGCUUUAAGGACGGGUGAACACUAUGAUUGAGGUUUGAAUCCCGGUUCAACCGGUUAUGUUUUUAGGUUUGUCAGCACCAUGAACAUGCAAGUGAUACAAGUCUGAGACCUGCAUCAGUUCGUGAUUUCCUUCUCCAGCUGACAUGCUGUGAUAUUACUGGAAUACCGUUACAAGCGGCAUAAAACCAAACUCACUCACAGACAAGCAGUACUACCACUUAACGUCAUCAUUCGGAAUAAAGUCUUCAUUACCAUAAACAUAUGUACCAUAAAAGUAAUAAGAGAAAUAAAUAAAUAAAGCUGUAAUUAAACUGUAACAAGUGUGUUAUUUUGUUUACUGUCAGAAAACAAACCAGUCUACAUAUUACACAAAUUAGUACAAGUUAGCUGCAGCAUCGUGUAUCGAUAUUCCAUCAAAACUAAAUGAGCUGUGUUUUCCCGAUAUUGGGGCACAUGAUGUUGUCGAGGGACCAAACACAAAACGAAUGCUCUUCUGACUUUACUAGAUUUAACAAAAUCUACAACGAUACAAGAAUCUCUGUCGAAACUUCUCAUAACCUGAAUAAAGAAAUUGUUCAUCCA